Messenger RNA from Hansenula anomala, 387 nucleotides. It is a transcript of the gene SDH8, whose product is annotated as Sdh8p. Lineage: Eukaryota; Fungi; Ascomycota; Saccharomycetes; Phaffomycetales; Wickerhamomycetaceae. Gene Ontology annotation, cellular component: mitochondrion. The record is from RefSeq and is a predicted model, not a curated record. The transcript has a single exon. The coding region runs from base 1 to 387 and encodes 128 amino acids. Gene Ontology annotation, biological process: mitochondrial respiratory chain complex II assembly.
AUGUUGAGAAUACUUGGAAUAAAAACGGUUGCUUGCCGUACCCCAGGAGCACGCUUAUUUUCAUCGAAGCUUGAUUUGGGAUCAGCUCCAUCUCCACCAAAACUAGAUAAAGAAGAACAAGAAGAAUUCGAAAGACUACAAAAGAUUGCAAACUCACAAGCUGCUAUUGAAGAAUACAACAACUCAGUGGAUCCAGAAGCUGAACAUCCUAUAAAUGCCCCACAUUUGAAAAAAAGCGAUAUUGGUAACUUCUCACCAGAGUACUUCAAGACAAUACCUGAGUUUGAAGGUGAUGUUAACCCAAAAACGGGUGAGAUUGGAGGUCCAAAACAGGAUCCAUUGAGACAUGGAGACUACUCGUUCAACGGAAGAGUAACUGAUUUCUAA